Phytophthora sojae is the source of this 873-nucleotide messenger RNA. RefSeq lists its product as hypothetical. The record is from RefSeq and is a predicted model, not a curated record. The coding region runs from base 1 to 873 and encodes 290 amino acids. The transcript has a single exon. NCBI's taxonomy places the organism in Eukaryota, Oomycota, Peronosporomycetes, Peronosporales, Peronosporaceae.
AUGAAGCGUGCGUGGUCCAUUGGCGUCUUCGUGCUCGCUAAUUGGGGCGUCGUCGCGAAUGGAUGGGGUAGCGUCAGCGAUAGAGGCCUGCAAACUGUUGUCAGUGUAUACGAGUCGGGCUCGCAACCCGCCAGCAGCGUUGUCAUAACGAGGGAGCUCGAGUGCAGUUUCAACGAUGCCCAGGCAUGCGGGAGAAAUGGCAAUAAUGGCGUUGACGUGGCAACAAACUGCACGAAUUACGACUCGGGAUGGGACACGAGCGGGUCGAUCAGAGAAGCUUUUGGGAGCCACCCUUACCUUGUCGUGGAGGAGUACGAUCCGAGCACCAGAUACUGCGGAGACGGUGACGGGGUGAUCAAUGCCACCGCGUACCUUGUCGACGAGAAGUGCCACACCAGUCGUGAUGGCGCCGCGAGCACCAAGAUCACGCUCGGGCGGUCACUGACCAUCGCACAAUAUAGCGACCCAGUCUGUGGACGCGUGGAGAGCGAAGCGGAGGUGCCUUUCGGCGACUACUACGACAGAGCGUGCUCAAACAACGCCACUAGGUACUUGUACAAUGGACCAACGCCACCAAUGAGUGCGGUGGCUGUGUAUAAAGACAGCUCGUGUUCUCAAGCACCUGUGAAGCUGACCGCUGAGCGGGACCCGUGGAUCGGUGGCUGUCGACCGGACGGCAACUCGCACUACUCCGUGUCGAGCUGUACCAGUGACUACAAUGAACUCGCGGCUGCUGUUUUCGGUGACGAGACACCGUAUGCGGUGGUGGAGGAGUACCUGAGAGACUAUUGUGCUGGUGGUAGAGCAAAUUCGGCUACAGUUUACAUCAUGGACAAUGCCUGUCACACUAAUCCAGAGGAUGCAUCGAGCUAA